AUGGCAGACCCAUUUUCCAUCACCGGCAGCGCCGUCGGUGUCAUUUCUCUCGCCAUCCAGGUUUGCAAGGGCCUGGAAUGGUACCUCAGUGGCGUCAAAGAAGCGAAGAACAAGGCUGAACAGAUUACGGCGGAAACUGAACAACUUGCAAACCUUCUCGAAUUGCUCGAAUCUACCAUUAGCAAAGUGGAUCAGUCCAACUCAGUGUCGGCGACUCGUACCGGCAUCGUGUCGUGUGCGCAUGCCAUUGCCACUAUUCGCAAGAAACUCAAACCGGAUGACGGAGCAGUAAACGGCGGAAUGAAGUCGAGUUUGAAGAGGCUGACCAAGCGACUGGCCUUCCCAUUCAAAGAGGCUGAGAUCAGAUACUGGAAGGACGUUCUGAACACGGUGCAGCAAAGUUUGCAGACUGCACUAUCUGCCCUUCUAAUUGAUCAACAGCGCUUGGCUUUUGAAGAUGUUCAGGCACGCUUCAUGCAGCUGUCCAUCGAACAAAGUGCGCAACACUACACCAGCCUAGAACUGCAGCGCAAUGGCUUUAAUAGCACAAGUUUCCAGCUCGCUGGACACUCACACAUUGUCGAAUCGGGGUUUUCGGCCACGUCACACAGUUUACAAAACCUCCAUACCGGUAUACACAGUUUACAAGCAAAGCUCGACGAGAUAUCGCUCAUGACGGACUCUACGCUGGAUACCGAUAUCAUUAACAUGAGAUCGCUCCACCGAAAAGACCGAAGACUGAAACAACGAUACGCAAAACUCUCAUGUACAUGCCGGCCGCAAACCUCAGCGCUUGGUUACCAAACGAGAAGGUUGGCCAUCACAUACGCACGAACCAGCAUGCACGACGCAGGGUGUCCUCAAGCUCCACUCCAGAACGCGGUGACGGAUCUGCAACUUCGAGCUAGACUGUGUAGUCUUCUUCUCGGGAAGAAAGUCUUGCUGUCGUUUCAACUAUCUUAUGGCGCUGGAUUAUCGGUUAAGCAGAAUCUUGAGUGCCAUCGCGUUGUUGAAUCGUCUCCUGCUUUCGAGUUUGCCGGGCCACUUGUCAGUUCUAGUAUGAAGUUGCCAAUGAACACUUUUCGGAGCGAAGUCGAGAAAUUGUUGAGGAUGUUCCAGGUGAAACAAGCGUCACCACGUGAUCGGCUAGCAAAUGGAGAGACGCUUCUGCAUGCAUGUAUACAGCCCCCGUCUUUACGGAAUUAA
Molecule: messenger RNA, 1206 nt
Organism: Alternaria metachromatica
Lineage: Eukaryota; Fungi; Ascomycota; Dothideomycetes; Pleosporales; Pleosporaceae
Exons: 1
Coding region: 1-1206 (401 amino acids)
Source: RefSeq, a predicted model, not a curated record